Molecule: messenger RNA, 1996 nt
Organism: Cryptomeria japonica (Japanese cedar)
Lineage: Eukaryota; Viridiplantae; Streptophyta; Pinopsida; Cupressales; Cupressaceae
Exons: 3
Coding region: 1108-1971 (287 amino acids)
Biological process (GO): U6 snRNA 3'-end processing
Cellular component (GO): nucleus
Molecular function (GO): 3'-5'-RNA exonuclease activity
Source: RefSeq, a predicted model, not a curated record
CUUCUAUCCCUAUCUCUCCGUGUCAACCUUCCACACCUAUUCAGUGAUUGCACACCAAGAGCAAUUGCUAGUAAACUACUCUCUGCUAUUAUUGAAAAAUAAAACUUCCUAAAUUAGAUGUCUCUUCAUGUCUUACCUUUUUUUGUAAAAAAAUAAAUUGAAUGAAGCAAGCAGAUAAAAUUAAUUUCGCAGGUUGUGUGAUCGAUUCCCGAAUCCCGCCCCGUUUAUCAAAGCAACCUUGCUCCCAAAUCUUCAGUCUCCCAAAUCGUUUCUUCCUCUACAAAAAAUAGGCAGUUUUCAAAGCAGGAAAUAAAUAUUAUUUGCAGAUUAUCUCCGUAGUAGGACGUCUUCUUCUUUAGAGCCGAAAACAGAACUGAGUAGGAUAGGACAUGACUAGGUCUGGAGCCUGAAGGGUAAACCUACAGUAUUUAGGAAAAUCUAAAGGUUUGAGAGGACUAGUCCGCAGUUUGCAGAGUUUGAAGCUUCAUUCCUGCUGUUCUCCCAAGGAAUCGAUCCUGCUGUUCUCCUAAGGAAUCGCAGGGUUGAGAGGACUAGCCUGCAUUUAUUCGGAAAAAAAUACGGUUGUAAAGCAUUUUAUCUAUAUGUUUGGAAAGCUCAGGCUUUAAAAGCAUUAACCUACAUUUUUCUUGAUAAGCCGCUGUUUGAAAGGGUCUUGUCUGCAGAUAAGUUUAAACUCUGGUUUCAAAGGAUUUCUCAUAAAAAUUACCUGGAAGUUUGAAAAGUCUGGGUGCAAGAGCUUGCUCCUUGAGGUUUCAGGUGCCGAUCAUGGUUAUGUUCUGAGUCCAUUCUGCGGCUCAUAAGAUCUGCUAAAUGUUUUGGUCGCUAGCCUUGAUUUUGCAUGGCAUUUGGUACAAAGAUGCUCAAGAGCAAUGUUGAAGAUGCAAUUCAGCAGCCCGUCAACAGUUACAGGGUUUUGUUGAUUCGGGUUAAACAAGAGGCAUCAUCGAUAACUCUUGGAAUAUUCAACUGAGCAAAAAUUGUUAUUAAAUAUCCUACAACAAACCUUUACCUGAUAUGUAUUAAUCUAAGUUAUGCUUGACUUUGGAAACCCAAAUUCAACCUGUACUUUUUCAGUAGAAGUAACCUAUGGACGCUCUGAUGGCUUCCUAUGCUUCUUCAUCUGAUGAUGAAGACAAUGCUGAAACGAUUCUUAAGAAGAAGCCAAGGCUUGGAGGAGAAGAUGGCUCAAAGGAUGCACUCCUGUUGCUUCCAUCGCCAGUUACUCUUCUGGAUUUCUCCUCUAAUUUGUCUGUGAAGAAUGUGGAUUCUGGGAAUCGAAUAAGGAGCUUUCCACAUGUUGAAGGAAAUUAUGCAGUUCAUGUCUAUAUCCCGGUUAACAUAUCCUCAAUUGACAAGGAGGAGUUAACCUCCUUUGUGAAGAAAGCUGGAUUGCUUGUACCAGAACUACAUGCUAUUGACACUGAUCUGCCUCUGUGCCCAGGGAAUAUAAAAAACAAAGAUGGUGCUCAUGUUGAUGUCUCAACCCUAGCCGAAGAGUAUCAUAUUAGUCUAUCGAGAACAGUUGCAAUCAGGGUUCAUCAGAUAGAUUCCAUUGUAGGAAUGCUUCGUAACAAAUUGCAUAGUCAGAAGCGAUAUUGGAUAGAAUUUGGAAAGUGGGAGGUGUUUAUUAAUGAUGAUCAAACUAGAUCUUUUCUUGCAUUGGAAGUUACAACUAGAGGCUUAUCUGAGAUAUCUAAACAAAUAUGCAUUGUUGACGAAGCUUUUAGACUCCACAAUCUUCCAGAAUUCUAUAAGAAUCCUCGACCACAUAUAUCAGUAGCUUGGGGUUUGGGAGAUAUCACGUCAAAAUUGAAAAAGGUUGCUGAGGAGUUGAACAACUUGAAGGGAAAUACAUGUUCGAAGAGAAAAAGCGUAUGGACCUACCCAUUUAGCAGAAUUGAAUGUAAGAUUGGCCAGAAAGUAUAUUCCAUUUGCAAAUUGACAAAAUAAUAUAGUCUAAACUUUAUUAACAUUA